AUUUUCGUUUGUUUCUCUGAAGGUGAAGCUGUUCUUGAGAGAGAAUAUUCUAGAUUCAUAGGAAUGGGGAGCAACUCGAAAGGAAGAACAACGAUGGAGGUUGGAAGUGAUGGCGUAGCCAUCAUCACCAUCAUCAAUCCUCCCGUCAAUUCUCUCUCCGUUGACGUUCUAUUCAGUCUGAAAGAAAAUUAUGACCAAGCUUUACGCAGAGAUGAUGUGAAAGCAAUAGUUGUUACUGGUGCCAAAGGGAAGUUUUCAGGGGGUUUUGAUAUAACUGCUUUUGGAGGAUUGCAGGGAGGAAAAGCGAAGCCUAUGAAACCUGGAUGGGUAGCUGUAGAGAUCCUAACUGAUACCUUGGAAGCUGCAAGAAAACCUUCAGUUGCUGCAAUUGAUGGCCUUGCCCUAGGUGGGGGACUUGAGGUUGCCAUGGCUUGCCAUGCUCGAAUAGCUACUCCUAAUGCUCAACUAGGCCUACCUGAACUUCAGCUUGGAAUAAUUCCUGGAUUUGGAGGUACUCAGAGGCUUCCACGGCUUGUUGGUCUUGCCAAAUCACUUGAAAUGAUGCUGACGUCGAAGCCUGUCAAAGGGACGGAUGCUCAUAGUUUGGGUCUUGUAGACGCUAUAGUCUCUCCAGAGGAGUUGGUAAGUGUAGCUCGUCAAUGGGCCCUGGAUAUUGUGGAUCGCAAGAAACCAUGGCUUGCAAGUCUCAACAGAACUGACAAGAUAGAGCCCCUGGGUGAGGCAAAGGAAAUACUUAAAUUUGCAAGAGCUCAGUCCCGAAGACAAGCUCCUAAUCUUGAGCAUCCAAUAGCUUGCAUAGAUGUCAUAGAACAUGGUAUUGUCGCUGGUCCUCGAGCUGGACUUUGGAAGGAAGCUGAAGCUUUUGACAAAGUUCUAAAUUCAGAUACUUGCAAGGGCUUACUUCAUAUUUUCUUCGCUCAGCGUGGAACCUCAAAGGUUCCUGGUAUAACUGAUCGAGGCUUGGUACCAAGGCCAAUUAAAAAGGUUGCUGUCCUUGGUGGGGGUUUGAUGGGGUCCGGAAUAGCGACAGCAUUGAUUCUUUGCAACUAUCAUGUAAUCCUGAAAGAAGUGAAUGAGAACUUCCUACAAUCUGGUUUAGGAAGAGUGAAAGCCAAUUUGCAAAGCAGUGUAAAGAAAGGAAAAAUGAGUCAGGAGAAGUUUGAGAAAACCUUUACCCUAUUGAAGGGCACUUUGUCUUAUGACAGUUUCAGAGACGUGGACAUGGUCAUAGAGGCAGUAAUAGAAAAUGUCUCUCUAAAGCAACAAAUUUUUGCUGAUCUUGAGAAAUACUGCCCUCCACAUUGCAUUCUUGCAAGUAACACUUCAACAAUCGACUUGAAUCUUAUUGGGGAAAAAACCAAAUCCCAAGAUCGGAUCAUUGGAGCCCAUUUCUUCAGUCCAGCUCAUGUGAUGCCACUUCUAGAAAUUGUGCGUACUGAAAGAACAUCUGCACAACUUAUUGUUGACUUACUGGAUGUGGGAAAAAAGAUAAAGAAAACACCAGUGGUUGUUGGAAAUUGCACUGGAUUUGCUGUGAAUAGGAUAUUUUUCCCUUAUUCAAUGGCUGCACAUCUGCUUGUUGAACACGGUUCAAAUGUCUAUCAAAUUGACAAAGUCAUCACUAAGUUUGGUAUGCCUAUGGGCCCAUUCAGAUUGUGUGAUCUGGUUGGUUUUGGGGUGGCAACUGCAACUGGCUCGCAAUUUGUCACAAAUUUCCCUGAAAGAGUGUAUAAGUCGGCCCUCGUUACUCUCUUACAAGAGGAUAAAAGAGCAGGUGAGGCUACUCGUAAAGGGUUUUAUGUUUAUGAUGGGAAACGCAAGGCAAGUCCUGAUCCAGAAAUAAACAAGUUUGUUCAGAAAGCAAGGGAGAUUUCUGGGGCUAAAGUUGAUGCUAAGCUAACAAAGCUAUCAGAGAAAGAUAUUGUGGAGAUGAUAUUCUUCCCGGUUGUAAAUGAGGCUUGCCGAGUCCUUGAUGAAGGUAUUGCAGUUAAAGCAGCAGACAUUGACAUUGCUGGUGUUAUGGGAAUGGGCUUUCCAGCAUACAGGGGAGGGGUUUUGUUCUGGGCAGAUAGUCUUGGAUCAAAGUACAUCUGUUCGAGGUUGGAGGAAUGGUCGAAUACUUAUGGAGGAUUCUUCAAACCAUGCUCUUACUUGGCCCAAAGAGCUGCCAAAGGGGCUCCUCUGAGCUCACCAAUGGAGAAGGGGAAAUCUCGGCUAUAAUGAGGUG
Impatiens glandulifera is the source of this 2248-nucleotide messenger RNA. RefSeq names its product glyoxysomal fatty acid beta-oxidation multifunctional protein MFP-a-like. Lineage: Eukaryota; Viridiplantae; Streptophyta; Magnoliopsida; Ericales; Balsaminaceae. Gene Ontology annotation, biological process: fatty acid beta-oxidation. Gene Ontology annotation, cellular component: peroxisome. Gene Ontology annotation, molecular function: (3S)-3-hydroxyacyl-CoA dehydrogenase (NAD+) activity; NAD+ binding. The record is from RefSeq and is a predicted model, not a curated record. Bases 64 to 2241 code for a protein of 725 amino acids. The transcript is spliced from 18 exons.